Molecule: messenger RNA, 2401 nt
Organism: Nyctereutes procyonoides (raccoon dog)
Lineage: Eukaryota; Metazoa; Chordata; Mammalia; Carnivora; Canidae
Gene: ASPRV1
Product: aspartic peptidase retroviral like 1
Exons: 4
Coding region: 1-1830 (609 amino acids)
Biological process (GO): proteolysis
Cellular component (GO): membrane
Molecular function (GO): aspartic-type endopeptidase activity
Source: RefSeq, a predicted model, not a curated record
AUGGGCUGGAGUGAGUGGGCACUGCCAGGCCCAGCCAAGUGCCACGGCCACCAUCCAGGACUGCGACCUCCCAGGCCAGAACGGGGUCCGUCCAAAGUUGGCCACGGCCGUGGGGCGAGCCCCAGGGUGCUGGCUGCCGGCUGCCUGGCCUGUCACCCUCCUCCAUCACACGUGGCCUCCUCAUACUCCCACGUCCGGGGACCAGCUGUGCCUGGUGACGAGCAGCAGGUGCCCAGGCAGCCCCGCGGCCUGGCCGGGGUCCCCAGGGAGUCAGUGGCCCGGGGGUUAAUGAGUGGUGCGGGAAUCGAGGAGAAACAGGCUGGGCCAGGAGAAGCCGCCCCGAGGCAUGAGUGUGCCACCGGCCUGGCCUCUCCUGGCCUGCUCCCUCCUGUCUCGGACAGCAGCCAGGCCGGGCCCAGCGGGGACACCUGCGACCCGAGGGGAGCUGCCUUCUGGGAACCCAUGGGGGGCAGCCCACCUCCUCCGCCCAGAGCCUUCCAGAACCAAGCCACUGGCUUUGCCACCAUGGCGGGCAUUUCCCCUUCUGAGAACCCAAGGCGGGGAGAUGCUCCGGCCCUCCCGAGAGGCCGCGCGGUGCGGAGCGGCCGGCAGGAUGCGGGGGGCGGGGCGUGCUGGCCGGGCGGGCUGCUGCGGGGGGCGGGCGCCGCGGGGCGGGGCCUCCGGGGCCAAGGGGACGAGCGGGGCGGGCUGGGCAUCAAAAGGGCCCCGCGAGGGAGCCGCGCCGCAGUCGCUCCGGCCUCGGCCUCGGCCCCACCGCAGCCGCUCCCCGCAGAGGCCCGGGCCCCCCUCGCCUGCACCUGCGCCCUCUGCACCUGCACCUGCGCCCUCUGCACCUGCACCUGCGCCCCGCGCCCCCCCGCGCCCGCCGCACCUGCACCUGCACCCUCCGCACCUGCCCCCGCGCCCCCCGCACCUGCCCCCGCGCCCCGCAGCGUGAUUGCGCCCGCACGGCUCUGCGGUCUGCUGUACGCGGCGUGCGUGGCCGCGGCGCUGGCACAGGAGGGCAGCGCGAUGGCGGGGACGGGGCCGGGGACGGGGCCGGGGACGGGGCCGGGGACGGGGACGGCGGCCGGGCCCCGGGGGCGCCGCGGGGAGCGCGCCUUCGCCCCGGAGCCCUUCGACGGGGAGGCCGUGGGCGCGCGCGCCUGGCUGCAGCGCUUCGAGGCCAUCGGUGACCUGAACGGCUGGGACCCCGCGGCCAGGCUGCGGCUCCUGCGGGGGUCCCUGCGGGGACGCGCCCUGCAGACCCUCCGCGCGCUCGGGCCCGAGGCCCAGGCCGACUACGCGGCGGUGAAGGCCGCCCUGCUGCAGGCCUCCGGGGGCCUCCCGCCCCGCGAGAUCGUCUUCGCCAACAGCAUGGGCAAGGGCUACUACCUCAAGGGCAAGAUCGGGAAGGUGCCCGUGAGGUUCCUGGUGGACUCCGGGGCCCAGGUGUCCGUGGUCCACCCCAGCCUGUGGGAGGAGGUCACGGACGGCGACCUGGACACGCUGCGGCCCUUCGAGAACGUGGUCAAAGUGGCCAACGGGGCAGAGAUGAAGAUCCUGGGCAUCUGGGACACGGUGGUGUCCCUGGGGAAGCUGAAGCUGAAGGCAGAGUUCCUGGUGGCCAACGCCAGCGCCGAGGAGGCCAUCAUCGGCACCGACGUGCUGCAGGACCACAACGCCGUCCUGGACUUCGAGCACCGCACCUGCACCCUGAAGGGGAAGAAGUUCCGCCUGCUGCCCGUCGGAGGGUCCCUGGAGGACGAGUUCGACCUGGAGCUCAUAGAGGAGGAGCCGGCGGAGCCCGGGGCAGCUCCCUCCUACUGAGGGGCCCUCUCUGCGCUGCCCCGAGCCCCCGAGGGAAGACACGCGCGGUGGAUGGUGGAGGGCCUCCGGAACCACCUGCGCCUUCGCCCCGUCCUCCAUCUGCAGGGGCCUUAAUCUGUCCCUGGGGGGGGGGGCUUCCAUCCUAGGAGGUCCCGGUGGGGGAGAACCGGCUGUCCCGGAGGGAGGGCGAGUCCUCGUGGUGGCCAAGCCGCUGUUGGUGGCAAUGAUUGGAAGGUUCAGUUCCAAGAAGGCCAGAAAGGACUGCCUCCCCCAGAGGACGGGGUGCGUCUUCAGACCCCUGAGCUGUGGCUCCUCCACGCUAUGCUGUGCCCCGCUGGGCUGUGACCCGGCGGCAGGGUCCUGGCAAGCGAGACCCAGCUCCCGCAGGUGAGGCCUGCAGCUGCCCCGGUCAUGCCCCCUCCCCGUCGGGUCCCACCCACCCACCUACCCACCUACCCACCUACCCGUAUGGUGUAGUUCCCUUCUGUUGUUCACUUUGAAGCUCAUUGAACCUUACGCCAAUAAUUCCUUACUUCAAAAAAACAAUAAAGAUUGACUCAUGGAAGAACUA